Molecule: messenger RNA, 1107 nt
Organism: Symbiodinium sp. CCMP2592
Lineage: Eukaryota; Dinophyceae; Suessiales; Symbiodiniaceae
Source: the annotation of a GenBank genome assembly
AUGGUCGCGGACAACGUGCCCGAGGCACAUUCCAACGACUCGUGUUUUGGAUGGUUCACGCCACGGAUACUUAAAAAACAGGUGAAGUUCUGUGUGGAACUGGUGGGAAUGUUGAAAGACUUUUUGAACAAUCCGCCAGCACCGGUUUCUGUAUUCGAAUGCAUGAACGCUACAGUCUCCGAAGAUGAAGUUCGCUUUGCCUUCUUUGAGGCAUCCAACAUGCAGGCCGCCGCGGAGUACAUGGCAGGAAGUGAGAGAAUUAUUUUGUUUACCGACUGCACCUACCAGACAAACCAUCAAAGAUUGGUUCUUGGAAGUUUGGGACUUGCAGUACUUCACAAAGAUGUGAGCAACAUCUUUCUCGACGGCCAUGCGGGUGCGCUUGCAGCUAUGCAGCGCUGCUUCCCAGGUGCAUGCAUCCAUCGGGAUCUGCAACACGUGAAGAAGAACAUCAAGGACAAUGCCUGCAAACUGCAAGACCGCAACUUGAAAACUUACAUCACUGUGGUCGAGUUUUCAGCGAAGCUUUCGCAACCCAGUGAAUUUCAUACCGUCUGGAAAGACACCCUGGGUCGGCUUCCGCAACGAGUGGGGCGAGGAGUGAGUCCAUGGCCGCUAUACUUGGAGGAGAACAUCCUAGACAAGUCUUCCAGACGAUGGUACGGAGCACGGUGGCAGUCAGGCUUGGGUUCCAUCUGCAUUGGUUAUACCACAUACACCUCCAACAGUCAAGAGAAGAUGUGGCGGACAUUGAAGGGAAUUUUGCCCAAAGAUGGAUCGAACUUGGAUUUGGGCGAUCUAGUUCAUAACGCAGCCCAACUUCUUCUGACUUGGACGAGGGCCGGUCAAUUCGCGAAUGUGUUCUUCCGACUUGAGAUGCCUCUACCUGUUCACUUGCACAACAAGGGCUCGCAGCUUAUGUCAGAGCCAGACGUAGACCCGUCCGGCAUCCAGCACAGACGGCUGAGUGCCACCCAGAUGCGAGACUGGUUGGAAGAGCGUGGUGCACAGCACACAUACUUGAAGGAGGACCUGGACGGUGCCCGUGUGCUAAUUGAUGGGCGCACCAAAGCUGUAGAAGCAGUGUAUGUGCUUCCCAAAUACUAG